Molecule: messenger RNA, 474 nt
Organism: Mesorhabditis spiculigera
Lineage: Eukaryota; Metazoa; Nematoda; Chromadorea; Rhabditida; Rhabditidae
Source: the annotation of a GenBank genome assembly
AUGAUACGGAUAGAGGUUGUCGAGUGGAAAGAGGAUAUGGAUCUGGAGAACGAGCGCACAUUUUUCGACGCGGUUGCCAUUAUAUUCAGCACCACUGAUUUGAGGAGUUUCGACUACGCCUGCGAGGUGCAUCGCUACACCCUGGAGCAGCAGGUCGGCAUCCCGGCGCUGCUCAUCGAGAGCAAGACGGACGACGCGGCAAAUAGCCAGAUAAAUCGGGAAGAGGUGCUGAACGUCGUCAAAAGGUCGCACACGAAACUGUACAGAGUAUCCGAGAAGGAGAACUUCAACGUCACCGCCGCGUUUGCGUACUUGGUGGAGCAGGCGUUACAGAUCAAAGAAAGCGCCAACAACCGGAGUCGCGUCGAGAAGGCCCUUGAUAGUAAUUCGUGCGGCGAGAGUGUACAGGUAGAUGAGGACAGUCGGCCGGGCAGCGCAAAGAUUGAUCGCGACCGGAAGAGGUGUAGCAUCAUG